Haemonchus placei is the source of this 1926-nucleotide messenger RNA. The record is from the annotation of a GenBank genome assembly. NCBI's taxonomy places the organism in Eukaryota, Metazoa, Nematoda, Chromadorea, Rhabditida, Trichostrongylidae.
AUGACGAUAUGGAAACUCUUCAAAGCUAAACGUGAAGCUCAUGCAGCCCUGAACAAGUUCUUGUUCGAUGCUGAAAACGCAAAAAGGUUAGUUACGCUGUUCGCUAGGAAGUUGUCAUGUUUCUAUCCACCAUGGAGGGAGAACUUUGUCGCCUACACUUUUUACGAUCGCAUCUUCAGCAAAGGAACACUAGAAUAUGCGGUGGUGCGUCUGAUAAGAAACGUCGUCAUAGUGGAAGUUUUCGUAUAUGUCUUUGUUUUGAUUUUCUUCAAUUGGUUGGGCACGGUGGUGUCAAUUGUCAUUCACACUUUUCUCGCAUUAAUGUUCGUUUUCCCACCAUUGAUGAGUUACUUCAUGCUUGCGGUGCACCGUAUGAUUAGCACAAAAGUUCGCACUUUACUCCUUCUUCUGAUGAUAUCGAUGUCGUUCGAGGGACCGGCUAUGAAUGCGGUAACGAAUAUCUACCGCGUGGGCGAAGGUCUCGGAUGCGUUCAAACGGAUGUCACCUCUUCGCUGGAGGAUGUUAAAGGCAGAGCAGGAGAUUUCAAGGAGGUUAUUCAACUAACUAUACGGCUACAGUCGACAAUGAUGUUGAUGGUGGAAUCAAUUCGACGACAAUUUCGAGCAUUGUCAAAUCUGACUAAUUCGUGCAAACGCUUCAUGAAAAAGCCAUAUUCAAUUGUAAGUCGGAAGCCAAGAUAUUUUGUAGAUUGGGUCAUGAGUAACAACCUUUUCAAAGUAAAAAUUGGAUCGAAACCACGUGAGUUGAAUCAUGCUUUUCAGAAAAUUCAGAAGAGCCUUCACGACGUCGUUGCUCAAUAUAUCCUGUUCUUUGAAGCCAUUCAAACAGCAAUCAAAUGGGUUUUCAUACCAGCAACAAUGCUAUGGCCUUUCAUCACAACAGCUUUGUUCACGUUCAAAUUCAAUUACCGAGAAGACUUUGAAAAUACCUAUCUGACACGCGAGUUUGAAAACAUCGACUUAGAUAUGGCAUUACGUGGGCGAACGAAAGCAUUGCCAUUGAACAAGGACGAGAAUGAAAAGUACAUCCCGAGAAAUUCGUGGAAGAUGACGUCUCGUGAAAGGACUUACUACAGGCUCCGGCUUGUUAUCACACUGAUCCUCAGUGCGACACCAUUCUGUUUCAUCUGCAUGGAUGAAGCCGUCUACUCGGUAGGUUUUCAGAUUCUAUCGAACGUGUACUACUAUACGGGUUUGGUUCACGUGGAUUAUCCAUCUCACUACGAAAUCAAGGUAACUAAGGGAGAGAGCGCAAAAAUCUUGCGAAGCAUCCAAGAAGUCUUCUCACCAAAGAUACUUCUACGGAUUGAUUUCAGAUGGAGAGAAUGUUUUGUCAAUCCUUCUCAACCGGAUAGGAACACAUUUUGGUCGAUCGUAUUGAUGUUUGUUGCGGCAGUGUUUCUUUGUCGAUUCCAGGUGUGGAUGUCACGACAAACAUUGGUGUUGGCUGAAUAUCUCUUUCCGGAUCGUGUGAGGCCGAGAGCUUUAACAUUGUACAACCGGAUACUCCAGGAGAGAAAGAAUGUGCUCGGUCAACUAGCCGACGACCAAGUGGCCGGUCGAGAGACGAUUGUUCGUCGCGGAAUGCAAUCAAGAGGAUACAUCAUGGUGAACUGCAGCCUGUGUAGCGCACAGGACCUCCGAGUCGCAGAUGAAUCGAACACACGCCUUUGCGUCUCAUGUGGGGCAUACUAUUGUAUUCAGUGCUUCUGUUUGCGCAGAUAUUGUAAAGAAUGUGAGAACGAUAUGCAAAUUGUCGAUCGGGUUGAACUCUACUACGAGGACCUCACUGACGAUGAAGAGUCGGAAGAAGACGAAAAAGAAGCAGAUGAGGGUGAGUGGAAGGAAGUAUUGGGGGAAGGUACGAGAACAGCCAAACUUGUAGCGUUCGCUCUGGGCAUCUGA